This is a messenger RNA of Rotaria sp. Silwood1, 615 nucleotides long. NCBI's taxonomy places the organism in Eukaryota, Metazoa, Rotifera, Eurotatoria, Philodinida, Philodinidae. The record is from the annotation of a GenBank genome assembly.
AUGAAUGACGAUUGGAGUCGAUGCCCAAUUUGUUAUGAAGAGUAUUCAUUAGUACAUCGUCCAACAACAUUUCUUUGCGGUCAUUCCACAUGUAUUGACCAUACAUUCGGUCAUAAUCGUCUUAAUGAAUGUCCAAUUUGUCGGUAUCCAUUGCACCAACAACAUGAAUAUAAUGUAUCAUAUAAUCUUGAAGAAGCAUCACGUUUAUAUCAUAUGACCAAAAAUACUGUUGACUAUUCAACUAUCAAACUACCAUCAGCAGAUAUUCAAACUAAUCAUAUAUCAACAGUAUAUCGUAAUGAAAACAAUGCACGUCGAUUACCGACGAAAUUGGAUCAUGAAGUUCACAACGAAGAAACAAUAACAACACCAAGAACAAUUUUAGCUUUUAUCUUAGCCUCAGCAUCAGCAAUGAAAAAAACUGCACAUAAAGGUCAACAACAUAAAAAAUGUGGCCAUUAUUGUUUUCUUAAUACAACACCUCAAUGUUGUGAAUGUUCUGAUCAAAGACCUCAUGCCGAGAACAAUCGAUAUGAUAAAUAUGUUGAUGGUCAUGGAAUUCAACAAUUCGCAAGACGUAAUGAAUAUUAUUGUCCUAGUUGUAAACAACAUUAA